GGGCCAGUAAGUUGAAUUGUCACACUGGUGCUCCCCAAAGUCUGAGAUGGAGGGAAGCGUAUCAAAUGUAGAAAUCUGUAAUUUAGCGUACACUGGAAAGUUUGAAGAACUUAAAAGUUGCGUCUUCUCUGACAGCGCACUAGCGACGAAAACAGACCAGGACAGCAGGACAGCUCUGCACUGGGCUUGUUCAGCUGGACAUGCGGAUAUCGUGCAGUUUCUGCUGGAGCUUGGAGUUGAAGUGAAUAUCGAAGAUGAUGCAUGUUGGACUCCUCUUCAUAUAGCAGCUUCUGCUGGGAGAGAAGAAAUAGUCAGAUCCUUAAUAUCCAAAGGAGCUCAGUUGAACUCUGUGAACCAGAAUGGUUGUACGCCACUACACUACGCUGCAUCUAAAGAUCGAUAUGAGAUAGCCCAGAUUCUGCUGGAAAACGGUGCAGAUCCUAAUGCAACAGAUAAACUGCAAUCCACACCUUUGCACAGAGCAUCUGCUAAAGGCAACUACCGACUCAUUCAGCUUCUUUUGAAAGAGAGCGCUUCUACUAACAUUCAAGACUCAGAAGGAAACACGCCACUUCAUCUUGCAUGUGAUGAGGACCGAGCAGAGGCUGCAAAACUCCUUGUGGAACAUGGUGCCAGCAUCUACAUUGAGAACAAGGAAAACAUGACGCCUCUACAAGUGGCUAAAGGUGGCUUGGGAUCUAUGUUGAAACGGGUAGUAGAGGGCUGAAGGAUCCUGAGUGGAAACGGAGCAACGCAGCUUUUA
Messenger RNA from Rhinichthys klamathensis goyatoka, 763 nucleotides. RefSeq names its product proteasome 26S subunit, non-ATPase 10 (gene psmd10). The record is from RefSeq and is a predicted model, not a curated record. Lineage: Eukaryota; Metazoa; Chordata; Actinopteri; Cypriniformes; Leuciscidae. The transcript has 5 exons. Bases 47 to 727 code for a protein of 226 amino acids. Gene Ontology annotation, molecular function: protein binding.